UUGACUAAAGUUUACAGCCCCACAAUUUUCUUCCACUUGGGGUCUCCCAAUAAGCUCUUGUCUCUUUCCACAAGUCUCUCUCUGAAUAUAUAUUACUGUAUCUGAUUCACUUGUAUGAGUAUUUCUAUUCAAGAUCUUAGUAAAACCAUUAGUCAAACCCCAUGUAUUCCUCUUCAUUUUUUGUUCAAACAUCUCCAAUCUCUCAUUCAAGCCAUUUGCUAAUGGCACCAAACCAUAAGCGCUUCUACAAACUUGGAUCUCAGGUUCUCACACACAUAAAAAACCAGGCAAACCCAAUUCAUCAGCCAGCACAGCCUACUUCAGAGUCUGCUUUUCCUAUAUUAGCCAUUGCUGUGCUAUGCAUCAUGGCCACAGCUUUCUUACUAGUUAGCUACUUUCUUUUUGUGACCAAAUGCUGUUCAAACUGGCAAGAAGUUAAUCUGCUGAGAUGGUUUUCUGUACUGCGAGUCCAAGAAAGUGAAGAUCCCUUCAUAGCCUUGUCUCCAACAAUGUGGAAUCAUGGACUUGAUGAAUCGGUCAUUCGUGAAAUCCCAACAUGUCAAUUCCAAAGAGAAGACGAGGAGAAAAGAGUGUGUUGUGCAGUUUGUUUGAAUGAGUUUCAAGAACAAGAUAUGCUUAGAGUUCUUCCCAAAUGCAGCCAUGCAUUCCACUUGGAUUGCAUUGAUAUAUGGCUUCAAAGCAAUGCCAAUUGUCCCCUUUGCAGAUCAAGCAUUUCAGGCAGAAGCCGGUGUCGGAUUGAUCAGAUCAUUGCACCAAGCUCUUCACCACAAGACUCUCAGCCCCUGUCCCAUAGCCACAUGAGUAGUGAUGAAGACUUUUUGGUUAUUGAAUUGGGGGGAGAAGAUGAAGUUACAUUACCACAAAGGCAACAAGAAAGAAAUGAUUCACUUCAAGUUUCAGUGCAGCCUAGAAGUCAUUCACCAAAGAAGUUGGAAAAGAAGCAUGAAAACUUAAAACCAAGAAAGUUCCACCAUGUUUCAAUCAUGGGAGAUGAGUGCAUUGAUGUAAGAAAGAAAGAUGAUCAGUUUUCUAUUCAACCCAUCAGGAGAUCUUUCUCAAUGGAUUCUGCAGCUGAUCAACAUCUUUAUUUAACCGUUCAAGCAAUCAUUCAACAAAAAAUGCAUCACAACGAGGUUAGUACAAGUGAAGAUUGUGAUAGCAGAGGUCGAAGAUCGUUCUUCCCAUUUAGGCAUGGCCGAGGAUCUAGAAAUGCAAUUCUUCCUAUUGAGUGUGAGCUGUAAUAAGACCUAAUUUUAUUUACUUUUUCAAUUUUCA
This is a messenger RNA of Quercus robur (English oak), 1296 nucleotides long. Its product is annotated as RING-H2 finger protein ATL16-like. NCBI's taxonomy places the organism in Eukaryota, Viridiplantae, Streptophyta, Magnoliopsida, Fagales, Fagaceae. The coding region runs from base 162 to 1262 and encodes 366 amino acids. Gene Ontology annotation, molecular function: transferase activity. The record is from RefSeq and is a predicted model, not a curated record. The transcript has a single exon. Gene Ontology annotation, biological process: protein ubiquitination.